Molecule: messenger RNA, 1077 nt
Organism: Ornithorhynchus anatinus (platypus)
Lineage: Eukaryota; Metazoa; Chordata; Mammalia; Monotremata; Ornithorhynchidae
Gene: NAA20
Product: N-alpha-acetyltransferase 20, NatB catalytic subunit
Exons: 6
Coding region: 50-640 (196 amino acids)
Biological process (GO): N-terminal peptidyl-methionine acetylation
Cellular component (GO): NatB complex
Molecular function (GO): protein-N-terminal amino-acid acetyltransferase activity
Source: RefSeq, a predicted model, not a curated record
GGCGGAGGAGGAGGAGGAGGAGGAGGAGGAGGCGGAGGCCGAGGCCGCCAUGACCACCCUGCGCCCCUUCACCUGCGACGACCUCUUCCGCUUCAACAACAUAAAUCUGGAUCCACUCACGGAAACCGUAUCCUUUCUCAAGGACGUUCCCGUCGGCGUAGGAUUUACGUGUUCGCGAGUUAGGCGUCGGGCCUGGAUCCGGAGGUACCUGGCUCACUGGCCGGAGUAUUUUAUAGUCGCGGAGGCGCCCGGCGGAGAACUCAUGGGUUACAUUAUGGGGAAGGCGGAAGGUUCGGUGGCCCGGGAAGAGUGGCACGGCCACGUCACGGCCCUGUCGGUGGCCCCCGAGUUCCGCCGCCUCGGCUUGGCCGCCAAGCUGAUGGAGCUGCUGGAGGAGAUUUCCGAACGGAAGGGCGGAUUUUUUGUGGAUCUGUUCGUGAGAGUGUCCAAUCAGGUCGCGGUCAACAUGUACAAGCAACUGGGCUACAGCGUCUUCAGGACGGUCAUAGAGUACUACUCGGCCAGCAACGGAGAGCCGGACGAGGAUGCUUACGAUAUGAGGAAAGCGCUGUCCAGGGAUACGGAGAAGAAAUCUAUCAUACCUUUACCUCAUCCCGUGAGACCCGAGGACAUCGAAUAACCACGGCCUGUGGUUCUUGGGUCGGUCGCUGCGGGUCACGGACGGAUGUGGGUAUUUUGAGGUGGCAGAGUUCAGACGGUCGCGUCGUGGACGGAUCCCACCCUAGAACCAGCCGUGGGAGGAGAUCCCGACUUCGGCUCUCGGGGGCUUGAAUUGUUUUCCGGAUUGAUUGAUUGUCUCCGCCAGCGCGGAUCCCCGUCCAGCAGUAGUUCGCUGGAGAAAGCGGUUGCCGGUCUCUAGCCGGGCCGUCUUCACGACUCCCAGCGCUAGCCCGUCGGGGCCGGAGGAAGAUGGAGUCCCGAAUCCCUGACCCGAGAAUCACGGCCGCAGAGGGUUUCCGUUCCCGCCGGCCAGUCCGAUGAAGCCUACAGAGCUGAACCGACAAGCCGGCGGGGAAUAAAGCUACGACGUAUAUUAAAAAAACGAAUUCCGUAGGA